AUGGCAAUUCAUCAACCGCUUAGAGAUGCUUUAAUUACUUGGGAAACUGUUCAAUCAAGAAUUGCCCGCCGUAUUGUGAUCCAGGAUUUUCCACUGUUACUCGGCAUUGUUGAUGCUACAUGUCAAAAAAUUGAAAUUCCGUCAGAUCAACAACAAUACUUUGACGGUAAGCACAAGUGCCAUACGUUGAAAGUUAGCUGCUUUGUUUCACCACAGGAAUUCUUGAUGCACAGAUCUGUUUCAGAACCCGGAUCAAUCCAUGACCUUACACUCUGUCGUCAAUCCGGAUUGAUCGAACGAAUCACUGCCGAAGCGAAUGCAUAUGAACGUGUACUUGGCGGAAAACCUGUUGUACUCGGAGACCUUGGAUACUUGGGUUUAGCAAAUGAUUAUCCUCAAUCAAUCAUCCCACACAAAAGACCAAAGAAUGGGGAUCUAACCGAACAACAAAAGAGCGAUAAUCAUGUUCACUCAAAGCAUUGUAUCAUCGUCGAAAAUUAUUUCGGCAGGAUGAAGACAUUAUGGAGUAUCAUGCAUCAAGUUUACAGGCUUGAUCUUUCCACCUAUGAUAGAGUCUUCGAUUUAUGGGCUGCUUUGACAAAUUUCAUAUCAGGUUUGGGCAUCCAUUAA
This is a messenger RNA of Trichomonas vaginalis G3, 630 nucleotides long. RefSeq names its product DDE endonuclease family. NCBI's taxonomy places the organism in Eukaryota, Parabasalia, Trichomonadida, Trichomonadidae. Bases 1 to 630 code for a protein of 209 amino acids. The record is from RefSeq and is a predicted model, not a curated record. The transcript has a single exon.